Messenger RNA from Puma concolor (puma), 726 nucleotides. RefSeq names its product MORN repeat containing 3 (gene MORN3). Lineage: Eukaryota; Metazoa; Chordata; Mammalia; Carnivora; Felidae. The record is from RefSeq and is a predicted model, not a curated record.
AUGCCUAACUCCAAGUGCCUGCAAAAGUCGGAGCCCCUGUGGAAGGAGUGGGACCAGAAGGCCCAAAAGAAUGGACUGAGGCACCAGGUGAAUGCUGUCAAUGGUGACUGCUAUGUGGGCCAAUGGAAGGACAACAUGAAACAUGGAAAAGGAACACAGAUCUGGAAGAAAAAAGGAGCCAUCUAUGAGGGAGACUGGAAGUUUGGGAAGCGAGAUGGCUAUGGCACCCUCAGCAAUCCUGACCAAGAGAAGGGAAAGUAUAGGAAAGUAUACUCUGGCUGGUGGAAAGAUGAUAAAAAAUCGGGCUAUGGGAUUCAGUUUUUCGGACCCAAGGAGUAUUACGAGGGUGAGUGGUGUGGCGACCAGCGCAGCGGGUGGGGCCGCAUGUACUACAGUAACGGCGACAUCUACGAGGGCCAGUGGUUGAAGGACAAGCCGAAUGGGGAGGGCAUGUUGCGCCUGAAGAACAGGAACCGCUACGAGGGCUACUGGCAGAGGGGCAUGAAGAAUGGGUCGGGCCGUUUCUUCCACCUGGACCACGGUCAGCUGUUUGAAGGCUUCUGGGUGGACGACGUGGCCAAGUGUGGCACAAUGAUUGACUUUGGCCGCGAUGAGGCCCCUGAGCCCACCCAGUUCCCCAUUCCUAAGAUCGAAAUUCUAGACCCUAAUGGUGUGCUGGAGGAAGCCUUGGCCAUGUUCAAGAAGACAGAGGAAGAUGAAGAUUGA